This is a messenger RNA of Lathyrus oleraceus (garden pea), 366 nucleotides long. RefSeq names its product syntaxin-22-like. The transcript is spliced from 2 exons. The annotation marks the transcript as partial. Gene Ontology annotation, molecular function: SNAP receptor activity; SNARE binding. Lineage: Eukaryota; Viridiplantae; Streptophyta; Magnoliopsida; Fabales; Fabaceae. The record is from RefSeq and is a predicted model, not a curated record. Gene Ontology annotation, biological process: intracellular protein transport; vesicle fusion. Gene Ontology annotation, cellular component: endomembrane system; membrane; SNARE complex.
CUCUUAAAUUGUUCAUGCUGCAGACAGGAGGUAAUAUCCUUAGAUAAUGAGAUUUCCUUCAAUGAGGCUAUCAUCGAGGAAAGAGAACAAGGUAUUCAAGAAGUCCAGCAGCAGAUUGGGGAAGUAAAUGAGAUCUUCAAAGAUCUUGCCGUGCUUGUUCAUGAGCAAGGAGCAAUGAUUGAUGAUAUUGGAUCCAACAUUGAGCAUUCCCAUGAAGCCACUGCCCAAGCAAAAUCAGAACUUGUGAAAGCUUCUAAGACACAACGAUCAAGUUCAUCUUUGGCUAUCAAAACUCUCCGACGGUGUUGCUGUUUUCAAAGUUUGUCAUUCAUUCUUAAAAACCGGCGGUAUUGCUGUUUACAAUAG